GUCGUAGUCAUAUUUCUGGACGCGUUCUGUACAUCAUUAUCACUUUCCCUUACACUCUUUUAGUCCUGGUGGCUUGUCUGUAUCAUGACCGACUCAGAUACCGACUCUACCUUCACCGGCUUCCAGCUUUAUCGUUACACGCCCAGUGCCUCCGAAGCCGGUUUAUUCGCAAUGCUUUUCUUUACUUCUAGCAUAUUUCAGGCUUGGAAAAAUUUCAGGAGCCGAUCCUGGUAUUUCUCUGCCAUGAUCGUCGGUGGCUUGAUGGAAGGCGCUGGCUACAUUGCUCGAGUCUUGUCGCACAAUAACCCCGAAGCGCUGGGGCCCUAUAUUGUGCAAUCCAUUCUUCUUUUAGUUGCUCCCGCUCUGUAUGCGGCGGCUAUCCACAUCGUACUCGGACGGCUAAUGCGCAAGGUCCAUGGCGAACAAUUCUCUCUCAUACGUAUCAAUUGGCUCACCAAAAUUUUCGUCACCGGGGACAUCCUGAGUUUUCUUAUACAGUCCAGUGGCGGGGGCCUCCUUGCGAGCGCCAAGUCUCAAAGCAGCGUCAGUCUUGGCCAGAACAUCAUCAUUGUCGGACUGGUCGUCCAAAUACUCUGGUUUGGAGGGUUCAUUUUCGUGGCCGUCGUCUUUCAUUAUCGUAUGCGGGUAAUGCCUACCAUCGUUGAAAGAAAAAGCUGGAGAUCCUUUAUGUAUGUCCUCUAUGCAGCAAGCACCAUGAUCAUGGUGCGAUCGGUAUUCCGGGUCAUAGAAUUCGCACAAGGAAACGAUGGUUACCUUAUGAGGAGUGAAAUAUGGCUUUAUGUUUUCGAUUCAGUUCUUAUGGCUGGGGUCAUCACCCUGUUCAACAUCCACCAUCCCAGCAAGUACUUGCGAAAAGAUGGGGAGUAUAGAAUGGGAUGGAACCGUGAAGAGCAUGCAACCAUUGCACAGCACUACUUGGAUGAGCGAGAACACAUAUAUGCUUAGGACCUCUACAUAUCUUGUAACGAGACCUUUUCAUCUUCU
This is a messenger RNA of Guyanagaster necrorhizus, 1005 nucleotides long. RefSeq names its product RTA1-domain-containing protein. The coding region runs from base 85 to 966 and encodes 293 amino acids. Lineage: Eukaryota; Fungi; Basidiomycota; Agaricomycetes; Agaricales; Physalacriaceae. The record is from RefSeq and is a predicted model, not a curated record. Gene Ontology annotation, cellular component: membrane. The transcript has 6 exons.